AUGCCAGCCUCUCGCCGGCAGAAGCUUGGUGACUUGCAGGCUCGAGUUGUGAGCGUUGCCUCGCAAAUUUCCAACGCUUCGCAUCAAACUACUGUGUCUGACUUUCUAGAGGCAAAAAUCACUGAGCUAGAGGCGGAGAAGGAUUACAUACGAUGCAUCAAAGAUGGGCUUCUCGAAGCCCAAGAGCAGGGAUCUCUCGCGAGCAUUGAACUGGAGGAGCAGCUGGGCCCACUCCUUCAUGAGUUCCGAUCACAAGCCGACAUCGUUCGCGCCAUGAAACGCGACCAGCGAACCCUCGUGGAGGACCUUCAAGACAAAGUUGAUUCCAAACGACUGCAAAGUACCGAUCCAGAGGAGGACGACGGACUCCUCGAGCGGGCUUACCGAGAUGCAAUAAUGGAAAGAGUCAUGUCCGCAGUUGCGCGGCAGGCCAAAUCCAAAUUCGACCACGGAAAGUUCAAGAGGCGAGUCAACAGGUACUAUGGCUUCAAACAGCCCGCGUUCCCGAAAAGCUUUUCAUGGUGUCACGUUCUUGGUUUUCCCACCCCCGCCAGUAUCGCGAAAGUUGCUCAUAUCGUUCCGAAGAGUCUUUCUUCGGAAGAAAUCGCACACAUCUUCGGUCAGGAAGAUGAUGUUAUAACAGACGCAAGGGGUGCGCUUUUGUUGUACGCUCCGAUUGAGCUGCUCCUCGACACCGGGGCGAUUGCCAUCGUACCAGUCCCGCAGGGAACAUCACCGAUCGCUCAAUGGAAAUGUGUCGUUCUGGACGAGUCACAAAAUGAUGAGAUAGCUUGGUACUGCGGAGAUGGGACUUCGAUCCUAGUCAAGGAUCUCGAUGAAAGGGAGCUUCGAUUCCUCAACGAUAAUCGCCCACGCCGCCGCUACCUCUAUUUCCGUUUUCUCAUUUCUUACUUGAACGCGAAAAGACUUGGCAAGACCUCGGCAGUCCGCAACAUCGAACAGCGCCGGUUCUGGCCUUCAGAUGGUGCAUAUUUGCACCGAUCCACGCUUGUCGCGCUUGCUCGCUGUAUCUCUGGCAGCGAAAUCCCUCCCUCUCUUCUUCACAACAUGACCUUCGAGGGGUCGAGCAGCGCAUUGCGCGAUGAGGAGAUUGGCAUGAUGGCGGGGGCUGCCAUCAGAGAGGAGACAAAUAGAAAUCUGAGGGAAGCUGUGGUGUCGACUAUGUGGGAGGAUUGA
Penicillium waksmanii is the source of this 1197-nucleotide messenger RNA. RefSeq lists its product as uncharacterized. The transcript is spliced from 3 exons. The coding region runs from base 1 to 1197 and encodes 398 amino acids. Lineage: Eukaryota; Fungi; Ascomycota; Eurotiomycetes; Eurotiales; Aspergillaceae. The record is from RefSeq and is a predicted model, not a curated record.